Molecule: messenger RNA, 1082 nt
Organism: Syngnathus acus (greater pipefish)
Lineage: Eukaryota; Metazoa; Chordata; Actinopteri; Syngnathiformes; Syngnathidae
Product: dnaJ homolog subfamily C member 5-like
Exons: 5
Coding region: 302-904 (200 amino acids)
Biological process (GO): regulation of synaptic vesicle cycle
Cellular component (GO): membrane; presynapse; intracellular membrane-bounded organelle
Source: RefSeq, a predicted model, not a curated record
CUGACGGUGUAUGUGUAGUGUGUAGUGCAUAUGGGUCUGAUAGUGCAUGAGUGCAACCGAAGUAUUACACGGAAAGAAGAAUCAUUUUCUGAUCGCACCAGCUGGGUGGAGCGAUUGAAAGCUGUUCGCGCACUUCGCGGACACGGCACCGGUGUAAACAAUAGCCGCUCGCUCCUCGGAUUUGGCGAAAUCCUCCAGCCUCUGUUGGGAUGAGGGGAGACAUUUGAACACCCGCUUUGAUUCGGACGGUGGGAGUACAGAGGGCUGAACACAGCGUUGUACGAUUGGGCGUGAUAAAUUGAUGGAGGCAAUGGAGCAGCAGCGACAGAGAGCGCUAUCCACAUCAGGAGAAUCAUUGUAUGCUGUGCUUGGAGUGAACAAGAAUGCUACCACAGAAGAAAUAAAGAAAUGUUACAGGAAACUGGCGUUAAAGUUUCACCCAGAUAAGAAUCCCGACAAUCCAGAGGCUGGUGAGAGAUUCAAAGAGAUAAACAAUGCGCAUUCCAUUUUGAGCGACAGCACCAAGAAGAACAUAUAUGACAAGUAUGGCUCCCUGGGCCUCUAUGUGGCUGAGCAGUUUGGAGAGGAAAACGUCAACACCUACUUUGUUCUGUCCAGUUGGUGGGCCAAGGCAUUAUUUGUCUUCUGCUGCUUGUCCACUGGUUGUUACUUCUGCUGCUGCAUGUGCUGCUGCUGCAACUGCUGCUGCGGAAAAUGCAAACCUCGGCCACCCAUGGACCAGGAUCCCGAUUUCUAUGUAUCCCCAGAAGAUCUGGAGGCCCAAAUGACUGCUGAUGAGAGAGAUGGAAACAAUGAUCCCAUCAUGAUGCAGCCGUCCUCUGCCACUGAAACCACGCAGCUCACCGCUGAGACCCACCAAAGCUACCGGACUGACACAUAUUAAGAAACGCACCCGCAUACAUGCACACACACGGAGGCAAGCACACAGAUACACUUCUACCUCCAUGGUUUCUCCAUGUUCCAUAAUUGGUUUGUCAUUAAUUUGUUCCAUUUUCAAUUGCAAAUCAAACAACAAAUUAGGAUUUUAUUUGUUUGAAAGUUGAAUGAAAAUUCCCAUGAGA